This is a messenger RNA of Vitis riparia (riverbank grape), 1365 nucleotides long. RefSeq names its product UDP-glycosyltransferase 83A1-like. The record is from RefSeq and is a predicted model, not a curated record. The transcript is spliced from 2 exons. NCBI's taxonomy places the organism in Eukaryota, Viridiplantae, Streptophyta, Magnoliopsida, Vitales, Vitaceae. Bases 1 to 1365 code for a protein of 454 amino acids. Gene Ontology annotation, molecular function: UDP-glycosyltransferase activity.
AUGGGCAAGAAGCCACAUGUUUUAGCUCUACCUUAUCCAGCGCAAGGGCAUGUGAUUCCCCUCAUGGAACUCUCACAAUGGUUAGUCAAGCUUGGCUUCAAAGUCACAUUUGUAAACUCAGAUUUUAAUCAUAAGCGGGUUGUGAACGCAUUGUCGGCAAAGGAUGAUAUAGGGGGUCAGAUUCGUCUGGUUUCCAUUCCAGAUGGAUUAGAGGCUUGGGAGGAUAGGAAUGACCUGGGGAAGCUAACUAAAGCAAUCCUUCGUGUUAUGCCUGGCAAGCUGGAAGAGCUCAUAGAAGAGAUCAAUGGUUCGGAUGAUGAGAUCACUUGUGUUAUAGCUGAUGGGAAUUUGGGAUGGGCUAUGGGAGUUGCAGAGAAGAUGGGAAUAAAACGAGCAGCCUUCUGGCCAGCAGCAGCUGCCCUACUGGCAUUGAUAUUUAGUGUCCGAAAGCUGGUUGACGAUGGAAUCCUCACAAAUGAAGGAAUUCCUGUGAAAAACCAGAUGAUUAAAUUGUCAGAGACCAUGCCUGCCAUGAACACGGCACACUUUGCAUGGACUUGCAUUGGUGACUUGAACACCCAAAAAUUUCUUUUUGAUAUGAUUAGAAGAAACAACAAAGACAUUCUACCAGCAGAAUGGCUCGUUUGCAACUCCAUUUAUGACCUUGAGCCUGCAGCACUUAACUUAGCACCUGAGAUGCUACCUAUAGGCCCACUUCUGGCGAGCAAUCGGCUUGGCAAGUCCAUAGGGAAUUUCUGGCCAGAAGACUCAACUUGCCUGAGAUGGCUUGAUAACCAGACAGCUUGUUCGGUCAUAUAUGUUGCAUUUGGAAGCUUCACAGUCUUUGAUGAAACCCAGUUCCAGGAAUUGGCUCUGGGGCUUGAACUCACCAACAGGCCGUUCCUGUGGGUUGUGCGGCCUGAUAUCACCACCGGGAAACAUGAGGGCUACCCAGAAGGAUUUCAAGAGAGGGUAGGCACUCAUGGGCUGAUGGUGGGCUGGGCACCGCAGCAGAAGGUUCUGAGUCAUCCUUCCAUUGCUUGCUUCUUCAGCCAUUGUGGUUGGAACUCUACCAUGGAAGGUGUCAGCAAUGGGGUUCCUUUCCUGUGCUGGCCUUACUUUGCUGACCAGUUUCUAAACCAGGGGUACAUUUGUGAUGUUUGGAAGGUAGGACUGGGGUUUAACAGAGAUGAGAGGGGCAUAAUCCAGCAAGGAGAAAUUAAGAACAAGGUGAACCAAUUGCUCCUUGAUGAAAAAAUCAAAGCAAGGGCUCUGGUCCUCAAGGAAAUGGCUAUGAAUAGUGUUACAGAAGGUGGCAACUCUCACAAGAAUUUCAAGAAUUUUAUUGAAUGGAUUAAAUCAUAG